AUGGCUUCUCAACAUGUUAUCUUUGCAGAAACGAUCGCGGCGAUGAAAAAAGCUCGGAAGCGGAGAGCAUACGAGUCGGACUCUGAUUCUGAAGUUGACUAUCACGGGAACCGCGGCCAUAAACUUAAGAGGAGAGCCAGAUUCACACACGAAGGCCAACUGGUGGCGCCGUCCGGGCCCGAGGUAUACAAAGAGAUUGUAAACCACGCUGGGUAUCAACGAGCGAUCAUCAGCCGGAAUCCCCCACUUAUCGACGACGAAGGGUACGAAAUUGAUAGUGACGAUGACGAAGAACAAAUUCUCGAUGCCAUGAACAAUGCCGCAGAGUUCAAUCCAUACACAAACAUCCGCCUAGAGAAUGUUCUAGCACCCUUAACGGCAGUCACGGACCUUCCGACGCACCAAACAUUAUCGAGACCGUAUACGUCUAAAACCCUUACCGAACUUACCAAACAAGGCUGUAGUCUUAUGCACAAGGAAAACGCGGCUUUGUGGAAAAUCAAACACCUCCAGACAAAAUUGGUUGGAGACCAUAACUGGGUACCCUGUGAGCUGAUGAUAGGGCCAAACGAUAUUGAGUUAUUCAACGAUGAUUACGUUGAUCGCUCACAAGAGUCUCUCAAGUCGGAUAGCAAUACGCUCAUGCUCGAGCACACGCACACGCACAGCGAAGCCAAAUCAAAUGGACAUUCCGCUACUAAUGGCGAUGGCCAACUCAAAAGUCCUCAUACUACUCGACAUGAUCCUAGCAAGCUCGACAAACCCGGUAUCUUGAUGACCGACGCUGAUCCUACACCAAACGAAGCUGCGACAGCCCAGGAUCCGAGAUUUGGGAAGCAUAAAAUCAAUCAGGCAUCGUCGUCAGGCAACAAAGACCUGGAGCAUACCGAUUCAAGGGCCAAAGAAGCAGAUACUCAGUCACAACAGAACGGACAAGUCAUCAAUCAAAAGGAAAAACAUGUUGCGGAAGCUCUGAUGGCAGACUGGCAGACGGUGAACGGCUCAACCGUAUCUACCAAUUCUGACAAGGCUAGGGUGCAAACCUCCCAGCUCAAUGAGGCGGCGAGGAAAACUGUCAACGAUAUGAGUCGACCGGUGUCUGCCAUAUCAGAUUCAACGAGUGAUCUUCCAAUACAUCCCAUGUUCAUACCCCCACGAUCAGCCCGUCCUGAUCGAGAUCUGGGCAUCCCAGAAAGUGAAGCAGAAGAUAUGAGGCGUAUUUUUCAGCUUUUUGUUCAAAAACAAGAGGAAGUCUGUCGUGGGGUGAAGCGUUUAUAUGAAGGACUUCUUCGAGCAGAGAGGAUGCGCAAGACUGUGUUACAAUGGUCUAAAUACGAAGCGCACGUGGGUCCAAACAGGGACAUGUCUGAUGGGGAAGACUGGUAUGAUAAGGAGGAAUGGGGCUUUGACGAGGACCUGAAAAAGGGCCAGGACGAAGAGGAAGAUGAGCCCCAAACGACGAAGAAAACCAGGACUCGGCGCUGA
Messenger RNA from Xylaria bambusicola, 1485 nucleotides. RefSeq names its product RXT2-like protein. The record is from RefSeq and is a predicted model, not a curated record. Gene Ontology annotation, cellular component: Rpd3L complex; cytosol. The transcript is spliced from 4 exons. NCBI's taxonomy places the organism in Eukaryota, Fungi, Ascomycota, Sordariomycetes, Xylariales, Xylariaceae. Gene Ontology annotation, biological process: negative regulation of silent mating-type cassette heterochromatin formation; negative regulation of rDNA heterochromatin formation. Bases 1 to 1485 code for a protein of 494 amino acids.